This is a messenger RNA of Nematostella vectensis (starlet sea anemone), 2522 nucleotides long. RefSeq lists its product as uncharacterized. Bases 1009 to 1956 code for a protein of 315 amino acids. NCBI's taxonomy places the organism in Eukaryota, Metazoa, Cnidaria, Anthozoa, Actiniaria, Edwardsiidae. The record is from RefSeq and is a predicted model, not a curated record. The transcript has 2 exons.
GACGAGCUUAACAUCUGGGAUCGGGGUCAAAUGCGCUAUGGUGGUAACAUACAAAAAAUUAACACAGUCUAUCUAUAGGGACCGUAUGCGAAUUUGGGCGGACAACUGUAGGCUUAUUUGUCUGAGAAUUCUUCUUCUUCUCUGAAAUUGUCUUUGCAUCAGACGAGCUGGGAUAGGGGUCAAAUGCGCUAUGGUGGUGAUUCACCCCGUUUAUUCCUUAAUACAAAAUGGUGACAAAGGCAAAGAAGGUUGUUAUUAUUAUGGUUCAAAUGACGAUGAUGGUGGUGGUGAUGAUGAUAAAAGCAGUGGCAGACUAAGUCUAAGGCGUUGUUACGGGGUUGUGCUCCAGAGCUUUACCGUGAGGCUGCAUGGGGCGAGCUCACCUGUGACGUCACAGAACACCAAAUAAAAAUCCCGGAUAAGAAAAAUGGAUGCUACUGAUAACUACAACAAUAGAAAGGCAGUAGAAAGGCUAUUACAAAAUACAUGAGCCAUGUCAAAAAACGGUGUCGCUGCCAACUUACAUAUCCCUGCAAACAAGGGAUGUCAGACCUUGUUUAAAUAGAAGUCUUUGAUAUGCAGAAAACGUAUUAAAAAGACAGUUGUCGUUACGCAACCUCGUCUCGGCUGUACGAAAACAUUCCAGUUUGCAUCUAGCCUCCUCACGUUUUGCCGAGGUCAAAGCAUGCUGCAUAUGCUACACUACACUGCAUUCUUUGAUGUUCUAUUUAUCUAGCAUUCCGUUUCGUGUAAACAAUGUCAGUAAACGCCGCCAGUAAAUGGGAUUUGUCAAAUGAGGUCAACACUGAAAGACAAAAACUUCCACUCAGUUGUGAGAUCAGACGCCAGACCGAAGUAAACUUUCCAUUAAUUGGUACUUAUCAUCUCUUGUUAUCAAAAGCAGAAGGACGGGCCCAUUUUGCCUCGUUCUUUUCCUAAUUAUUUACGGUCUGUAGCCCUAUGAAUAGCCUAGAAAUCUCGUAUUGAUUCGGAGCAAAUGGGAGUACAAUGCAAAGGAUCAAUUACACCGUAAAGUCACACAGACAAGGCAGCAAAUACGAGAUGCCAUGGUUGCUUUGUUUUGGGAAAGAAGAAAAUGGUCAAAAUAAAGACUUGAGCGUCAAGAACCCAGAUAAAACACAAGUGGCCAGCUCGUGGAGCAGAACUUUCAGAACGGCGCAAGUGGCUCCGUUGUUCAAUCCAAAGUUUAGUGAACUUAGUUUCAAUCCAGAGAGAGUGAAAACAUAUCUGACAACUAUCGCACGCUCAACGUUUUGUGGGGAUAACGAAAGCGAAAACUCACAGUUGUUGGGAACUUUAAUGAGAAAACUCUACGAACUUGUGGAGAAUGGAAAGGCACUUUCAAACGAAUCCCAGGAAAUGUUACAAAAGCUUAUUAAAGUACGAACAGAGCAUUCCAGCCAGAAGGAAAUAUUUCGCGCUCGAUUGAAAGAUGAUUUUGGGAGAUAUCUUUUGAUAAAACAGGAUCGGGAUAGACGUAUAUCUAAAACAACGACUUUGAACAGCAUUGCGUGGUCUACUGGCCAGAGUCCGGCAGGACCAUUAGAGAAAAUCGCCGUCCUAACGCCAAGACACCAUGCGUUCUGGGGUUCUCGCCAGCAACUCCGGUCCGGGAAAAUAGUAGGAGACAUGUUGAGUGGACUCGAUCCUGUAUUCGGUGUGCUAUUAAACCCAACAGGAGGACGCAUCGGUCGCGGGGACUCAGAAAAGCUUCAUAAGUUACUGUACAAAGACGAGGAGUCGGUGGCUUACCACUCGGCCGUGCAUGACGCUUUUGGCUAUCUCUACCAGUACCAUGGCCUCGGCCCAGGCUACGACUACCUUCGUAGCAAAUGGACUCUUUUCAAGCGAGAGUCACCACUCAGCGGCCACACGUCAGGGUUGAAAUACUGGAAGAGAGUGCUAAGGGAUGCGAGAGAGGGCGAAGAAUUCUAAUCUUGUGUGUGUGUGUGUGGGGGGGACAUACAGUUUGUGACAAACAGCUUAAGCUUAUUGAGGCUCGAGAAGACAGAUACGGAACCAAAUCUAUUCCAAAAAAGGCUAGAAAAUAUACACAAAGACGGCGAGAAGGACUUAAAAAAAAAAAACAGAAAACGAGAUCUUGCCUUUCUAAAGAAGAGAGAAUUUGGAGAAAAAGAAGUCGAAUUUCUAAAAUCUGAGGAUAAAUUCGAGACGCCUUUAAAUUUUGCGAGAAAAUCAUUAUUUCUAAUGACUAUUCGCCACUCCUUCUGUUCUAUGUCGAUAAAAUGACACGAAAAAAAUACUAUCAAUGGAAUAUUCGUCUUUUCUCGAUAUAACCAUCAAAACUCAUUUCAGACAAAAACUUUUCCAGUUUGCUUUGUAAGAGUUCGACAACUUCCAUGCAAGAGUUCAAAAAGGAGAAGUAAUAUAUCAAUAAAAAAGAAUAAUUUUAUUAUAGUGAAGACCUCAAACGACAACUAUAUUAUAACCACAACUAUUUAUUACUGGAUAAAUUGGGCGUGGUCAAGCCACUGGAGAAA